Geodia barretti is the source of this 284-nucleotide messenger RNA. The record is from the annotation of a GenBank genome assembly. NCBI's taxonomy places the organism in Eukaryota, Metazoa, Porifera, Demospongiae, Tetractinellida, Geodiidae.
AGCCAUGAUUGUAAAUUAGCAGUUUGCUAGGCCAUUUCAGAAGCAGGAGAUAGUAUGUACUGUGUCACUGCCACCAUUCUGUCUUAGCCUUGUUCCAAGGCUCGCCUCUCCAUGCAUAACUUGACCUUUGAACCCCCUCCAGUCAUACAUUAAAACUGUGUGCGGAGAUGGAGAACCUGGGAACGAGGCUAAUUUUGUCUAGUCAUUUAGACUAUGCCAUAUCAGGCAGAGGUGAAUGUAUUGCUCCAGUACGUGAGACACUUAGCUACACCUUUCCUUACAUC